This is a messenger RNA of Trichoderma virens Gv29-8, 3912 nucleotides long. RefSeq lists its product as uncharacterized. Gene Ontology annotation, molecular function: proteasome binding; cysteine-type deubiquitinase activity. The record is from RefSeq and is a predicted model, not a curated record. NCBI's taxonomy places the organism in Eukaryota, Fungi, Ascomycota, Sordariomycetes, Hypocreales, Hypocreaceae. The transcript is spliced from 4 exons. Gene Ontology annotation, biological process: protein deubiquitination; proteasome-mediated ubiquitin-dependent protein catabolic process; regulation of proteasomal protein catabolic process. The coding region runs from base 1 to 3912 and encodes 1303 amino acids.
AUGGGUGCCAGAUACGAUUUGCGGUCGCAAGACCCUGAGCCCAGCAUCUAUGCCGCAUUGCCAGGGACGCAAUCCGAGUUUGUUCCACACAAUCUCACGCCGAUGAAGUCCGCUCUUGUUGGGCGGGAAGUGCUUGGAUGCCACCCUAGCCGGUGGAUUUACGAGUUAAUCAACAACAACUUCACCGCGUGCGACCUCUUCGAACGAGCUCGACGUACCGACCUGGAUAGUCACUACAACUGGGAACACCCUCACCAGCUCGUCAUUAAUGGCAACCAGUCUUUCUCAACUUCGUCGUCCAAGGUACUGUCCGCUAUUUGCCUAGAGUGCCAUUUCCACUUCUUGUUUCGCGUCGAAUGGGAAGCUGGGCAGUCGGAUUCCUUAUGCCAUCACAGCCAUAGUCAGUGGCCCAUCGGAGACACCCAGUUUCCUUGGCAUCACCUGGCUUGGGUCUGCUCAGAUGAGGAAGCCAGCAUCUCAGAGGAUCGCUCAAAGUACUAUCCACUGUUGGCUCGCGAAUAUUUUGUCUGCUCAGCGCCGCCAUGUACCCUUCAGAUUACACUCGAAGUUUCGGAGCCACGAAUGCCCCCAUGGUGGGUUAAUCUCCUGCUGGACCACCAGACUAUUCUUGAGCAGCUAGAAGCUGCGCGGAAAGAUGAACCUGUGCGAUAUGAAAGCGCAACUGAUGACUGGGCUCAUCAGGCGCCAUCUAAUCUCAACACAUACCUCAAAAAUCUCUUGGAAACGACUUCUGAUGCGGCUAGGAGUAUAUCCAAGAGAAAUAAGCGAUUUUCUGUUCUGUUUGGCCCACGCUGCUUUUCCAUAUUUCGAGACCUCGAAUUCAAAGAGCAGAUUGAUAUUCAGGAUGGCAUCGACGAAGGAUCAUUUACUCCAACAGCUCCCCCAUCUGCAGAAGGUCCCUCUGGGAGUACGGAAAUUAACACCUAUCGUGCAUACCUCGAGGAUGUUCGUUCUGAAGUCCAGAAUCUCAUAUUCAAAUCUGGGAGCACCGCAGAACGCCCGACAUUCUGUGUUACUGCUCUGCAUAAUCAUCUGGGUUGUACUGAAGUCCCUCAUGCUAGUACAGAUGCGCUAGUAAAUAUGGACCGAUAUAAACUGCUGGGAGUUCUGCCGACUCAAUCUAAGGAGAUUAUUGUGAAUGCAUACAAGCGGCAGUGGGAACUCGUCCCUUCUAGGAGAAGAGAUCUGGUCGACAACUUAAUGGCCAUUGCUAAUGACGCCAACGAUGAUUUGCUAUCCGACUAUGCCAUUACGCAAUCGUCUGUCUUCGAGAGCCAGCUUCAAAGGCACGGCGGCAGUGACGAUGACGGGCUUGUCGCUCAAGCACUGCAGUACUUUGGGCUGAGUCCGCCAAAUACUUAUAGUGCAGCGGCCUUGGCCAAUGCAUUCAGAGAAAAAGUAACGCGAGACCCAGCUGAUGCAAGCACUGCUAGAAAUAUGCUUCUAAUCAUUGCUGGCGCUUCCAAUGAUGACUCUUAUCAGACGAACCUUCUAUUAGAGGCCGACCCCAAAAUGUCGCUACAGACAUCCAUGACGAUCAUCGGUUUAAACCUUGGCGAAGAGGCAGACGCCGUUAAUGCGACGAAAGCAAAGCUAGCCCAGGCCACGUCGGACGAAGCCAAAAAUUUAUAUCUGGACGCUUUGGAUUCCAUUGCGGAGCGUACAGCUUCGCCGUCGAUUAAGCAAGCUGUGAUGGAGCUUCGCUUUGAUCAAGGAUUCAGUAACCCUGAUCUCGAUGUUGGUAAUUCCAACGAGCCCAGAGCGACCAAUCUGGACCUUCCCGUGGGACUGCACAACAUUGGCAAUACUUGCUACUUGAACAGUCUACUUCAAUAUUUAUUUACUGUGAAGCCUAUUCGAGACAUUGUAUUCAACUAUGACAGUUUGAGGCUAGAUCUGAAUGACGAGAGCAUUCAGGAACGCCGCCUUGGUGGAAAUAAAAUGCACAUGGAUCGGGGAGAGGCCGUCGUUGCGCAAGCAUUUGCGGAAGAAAUGGCCACUCUGUUUGAAAAUCUUCGAACUUCUGACAGAACUGCCACUCGGCCCUCCCAGAGACUCGCAAACGCCGUUUUAUUGUCAACACAUACGCUACUCUCUGGCCCAAAGCAGCCUUCUGAAACGCCCACGGCCCCGAAUCCCCCACCAUUGCCUGCUCGCCCAUCACCUGCGCCCCCUACGAACAGCCAUGAUGAUGUGAACAUGGUUAGUGUCUCGGUUCAGGCUAUAUCCGAUCCACUUGAAACACAAAGCAGCUCUAGCACCCGAACCCUAGUUGGCCAAGACGAUACGCUGUCCGACCACUCAUAUGAGAAAGUAGAGACGGUAAUAGAGGACGGAGUUGGCCACAUUCAGUCUACCCUGACUGUUGUGGGAGACCCAGGAGACGACACUAUGAUGGCCGAGGCUAUAGUGGACGACAAGAAACCUGCUGUCCUUGGGAAUUCGGACGAAAUUAGAGUGGCUGCUGUUAGCACAGAGCAAGAUAACCAUGAUGUCGAUAUGGUUGAUGUGGAGAAGCCUGAAACAGUCGACCAAAAGGUUUUAAAUGCUCUUGAACACCAAAAGAGGUCUUCAGGAACGGACCAACAAGAUGUUGAGGAGGUUAUGGGCAGCAUUAUCAAUCGCCUGCAGGCGGCGAUUCGCCCAACUUCGAUUGAUGGCACAACUGGCAUUCAGCUGGAAAAGAUUAUGGAGACUUUCUUCGUAACAACGGUCAAUUAUACCAAGAAAUUUGACGAACAGGAGUAUCAGCAUGAAAUUAGCUUUGAUAGAUCUAUUACGGCAUUUCCAGCUGCCGAGGGUCCUUGUUCGUUGUACGACGCCCUUGGAAGAAACUUUGACCAACAAAUCCUAGAAGACAGCAAGCUUUCGCGAUACACGGCUAUCAAGACACUUCCACCUGUCCUACAUGUUUUAAUUCAGCGCUCACAGUCGAUGGGCAGCAAGAAUGGCAACCCAGUCGUCAUUCCUGAAACGCUGUACCUGGACCGAUUCAUGGAUGCCCCUCACGAUUCGCCUAUCUUUAGGCAAAGGGUGAAGGACUGGAUAACGGCAGAACGAAUUCAUGAUUUGAAAUCACAAGUGGCAAAAAUUGAGGCCAACCCUAGUUACAUGACAUUCCUCCAAACAUAUGAGGGCCAAGACAGGGCAACCAAAGAGUCAACCAUCCAGCCCUCGGACGGUCCUGAUGAACCCACGAGACUAGAGGAACCCUCUGAGAAUUGGGAUUUUGACGGACCUGUGGAAGAUGACUUUUGGAUUAUCACGGCAGCAAAUCCUAAAACAGAAGCUAAAUCUGAGAGAUCAAACAAUAAGCUAGAAGAUAUUCAGAAAACACACUCCGCGGUGUUGGAAAUGAUGGAAAAAGAAUUGAAGCAGCGGCAAGAGACACUGGAGGAAAGCUUGAGCAGCCAGAAGCAAAUCUCGUACCGGCUCCAUGCUGUUAUCUGCCAUCGCGGCCACCUGACGUCUGGUCACUAUUGGGUUUGGAUUCACGAUUUUGAGGCCAAUGUUUGGAGGUGGUAUAAUGACGCAGACGUGAGGGAGAAUAAAGACACGGCGGAGGUGCUACGGACUCUGAGCACCAGUGGGGAGCCGUACUUCCUCUGCUAUGUCCGCGAUGAAGACAAGGACCAAUACGUCAGCGUUCCCAAGAGAGAACCUCCCGCUCAGGAAGAUGAAGACAAAAAGCAAGAAGAACAAGAAAACCAGGAUGGGGAGGAAAACAAAGAAAUGGAGGAGAAAGAGCCAGCUAAUGAGACUGUCGUGGUGCCUUCAGUGGCCGCGGACAAGGAUGGAGACGUUGAAAUCAAUGACGCAAGGCCAGAGAGCGACCCAGAAGUCACUCCAACGGUGGAUGCAGUACCCCAAGAGCCAGAAGGAAAAUCUUAG